Molecule: messenger RNA, 1522 nt
Organism: Pieris napi
Lineage: Eukaryota; Metazoa; Arthropoda; Insecta; Lepidoptera; Pieridae
Exons: 2
Coding region: 124-1089 (321 amino acids)
Molecular function (GO): nucleic acid binding; zinc ion binding
Source: RefSeq, a predicted model, not a curated record
CUGAGCGUCAGUCUUGAAUAAACGUUUUGCAGAGUGCACGUGUCUUUGAUUUAUCAGUGGCGACGAGGAUAAAAAAAUUCACAUAAAUUUAAAAAUUAAUUAAACUGUGUUGAGAAAAUUAUAAUGAUUGGUCAAAUUAGUGCAUUUGACGUUAAAAACGGCAAUUGGUCAGCAUAUAUUGAACGUGUGGAGAUGUAUUUUUUGGCAAAUAAAAUUGAAGAUGGCGUCAAAUUACCCACGCUUAUAGCGGUAAUGGGGGAAGAUAGCUACGACUUGCUAUCUACGUUGGCCAGUCCGAAGAAACCUUCGAGUCUAACUUUCAAAGAAGUUGUGAAUUUAAUGGAAACGCAUUUGCAGCCGAAACCUUCAAUAUUAGCGGAGCGUUACAGAUUUCGUCAAAGAAGGCAGCAAGAAAACGAAUCGAUUGCCGACUACGUGGCAGACUUAAAAAAAUUAUCACGGUUUUGUGAUUUCUCAACAACACUAGAAGAUAAUAUUAGAGACCAAUUUGUGUGCGGGCUAAAAAGUGAAUCUACAAGACAGAGGCUGUUUGCCGAGGAGAAUCUUUGUUAUAAAAAAGCCGUGUCGCUCGCGAUAAACCUUGAGGCGGCGGAACGUGACGCGGGCGUUGUGGAUCGUUCACUCAUUGUGGAGCAAGUAAAUAAAAUGCAAAUACGUGAGUGUAAAGCAUGUGGGGACACAAAUCAUCGCUGGGAAGAUUGUGUCUACAAAAAUUUUGUGUGCAGCCUCUGCAAAACGACAGGCCAUCUCCGUCGUAUGUGUACGGGACGAGAGAAGACUGGGGUACGCGGUGAGGGCGUGAUGAACAGCUACGGGUACAGUGGCAGAUCGCGCGGGUGGCGCGGGCGAUGGCGCGGGAAGCGUGGCGGUCGAUCACGUGGCGCCGGGCGCGGGGCCGGACAAGGAGCCCCCGCCGACACCUACUGGCUGCAGGGAGCCGCCGGAUGCGAGGCUGGACCGGUGGCCAAAGCGGCGCCGGCGAGCGAGGUGCGCCAGCAAGAGGAAGUAGACUACACGGAUGAGGAGCCGAUCUAUCAGAUGUCCUUAGCUAAGUACAAACCGAUAUAAGUCGGUGUUUGACGGGACCCUGGGCAGGUACACUGGUGGUACGGUGGCGUUGAAGGUGCGUGAGGACGCAGAGCCUAUAUUUUGCAGAGCGAGGCCAUUGCCUUUCUCUAUGCGAGCGCGUGUGGAUGCAGAACUAGAUGCCAUGCUUCAGGCCGGCGUUGUGGAACCGGUGGACCACUCCGACUGGGCUACUCCGCUGGUCAUUGCUUCCAAAGCAGACGGGGGAAUUCGUAUUUGUGCCGACUACAAGGUGACACUCAAUCGAGCCUUAAUGAUUGAUAGGUAUCCGGUUCCGAGGAUUGAUGAAUUGUUUAGCGACCUCAGUGGAAAUAAAUACUUCACAAAAAUUGAUUUAUCACAGGCUUAUAAUCAACUUGAACUAGAUUCAGAAUCAAAAGCGUACACUGUAAUCAAUACACAUAAGGGGCUUUUU